AUGGCGGAAACUGCGACGGCUCCUACCACGGCCCCUGUGACUGGUGCACCCACGGCGCCGGCGAACACCGCAACCGCAGGGACCUCGAAUGCGCCCAGCGACCAGACUUCUGCCAGCCGGGGGCUGCCAUAUUAUGAGAAGCUACGGAGAGAGCUGAGGGAUACGAUACAGAAGAAGCGCCUCAUGGAUAAGAGCAUGGCUCAACUGGAAGAUCAGAUCUUCCGUUUCGAACAAUCCUACCUAGAGGAGACGACUGCCGGCAAUAUCAUCAAAGGCUUCGACAACUACAUCAAAGGGUCUUCAAGUGGAUCUAGUCUCGGUGCUUCUGGGCUGAGCCUUGGGACGGGUAUUGGUGGCCGGCGCAAGGCACAGGUGACGGAGGCAGACCGGGUCUUCUCCCGGAGUUCGGCAAGCUACAUGGUCGAUUCUCCUGGUCCUUCAUCAGUGCAAACAACCCCUUCCCACGCAGCCACCCCGACAUCUACCGCCGGUGGCAACGCCCCCUCAAAUAAGAGCAAUGGAGGGGAUUCGGCGACCGCAUCCAAGGCAGGCAGUGGUUCCUCCAAAAACAAGAAGAAAGCAAGUGGCGGAUCUAAAAAUACCAAGGGCAAAAAUCAGACCGAUGAAUUUUCCGACGAUGGAGAUAGCAAGCCGCCUGUGAAGCGGUUGAAAAUCAGCUACGGACGUGAUUAG
Messenger RNA from Penicillium macrosclerotiorum, 693 nucleotides. Its product is annotated as chromatin modification-related protein EAF6/MEAF6. The transcript is spliced from 3 exons. Lineage: Eukaryota; Fungi; Ascomycota; Eurotiomycetes; Eurotiales; Aspergillaceae. Gene Ontology annotation, cellular component: NuA4 histone acetyltransferase complex. The record is from RefSeq and is a predicted model, not a curated record. Bases 1 to 693 code for a protein of 230 amino acids.